Messenger RNA from Loxodonta africana (African savanna elephant), 5990 nucleotides. RefSeq names its product myeloid cell surface antigen CD33-like. Lineage: Eukaryota; Metazoa; Chordata; Mammalia; Proboscidea; Elephantidae. The record is from RefSeq and is a predicted model, not a curated record. Gene Ontology annotation, molecular function: sialic acid binding. The transcript is spliced from 9 exons. Gene Ontology annotation, cellular component: plasma membrane. Gene Ontology annotation, biological process: cell adhesion. Bases 259 to 2028 code for a protein of 589 amino acids.
UCUUUCCUCACCAGCCCCUUCUUUCAGGACCAGCACCCAGUACCCCAGGCUCUGCCCCACUUCUCCCAACACCCACGACCCUCAGGGACCUAGGUGUCCCUGCCCAGCACUCACAGGACACAUUGAGCUGGUGGUACUCUCCGUGGCCGCACCUGCUCCAGGGAAAGUCGCUCAGCAGGUGGAGUCCCAGUGGGGUCACACACAGCUGAGGAAGAUUCCGUCUCCAGCUCCUGGCUCUCUGUCUGUGGGCUUCCCCUCAUGCACCACUGUCCACAUCAGGAAAACAGAUGCUGCCUGUCCAAGCUCUGUGGAUCACAGCUUCUAGAUGCUCAGGAGAGCCAGUCCUGCCAGGUAUGUGAAUCAGGAAAAGCCUCCAGCCUGACCCACGGACUUGGGACUUUCCAGUCUCUACAACCAUGGUCCCUUGCUCAAGAUAAUGCAUUCCGAUUGCAAAUGAAGGAGUCAGUGACAGUGCAAGAGGGUCUGUGCAUCCUCGUGCCCUGCUCCGUCUUCUACCCCCGGCGGGGCUGGAUUGACUCUGACCCAGCUCAAGGCUACUGGUUCCGGAAUGAGUCCAAUAUCCUCUCCGACGCUCCAGUUGCCACAAACGACGCAGGCAGAAAAGUGCAAGAGGAGACCAAGGGCCGAUUCCACCUCGUUGGAGACCCCCGAGAUUAUAACUGCUCCCUGGACAUCAGAGACGCCAGGAUGGCAGACAAGGGAUCAUACUUCUUUAGGAUCGUCAGAGGAUCUUACGUGUUAUAUAAUUUCAAACAAAACCAGCUCUAUAUGCAUGUGACAGCCCUGACACAGACACCCAACAUCCACAUUCAGGGGACCCUCGAAUCUGGCCACCCCACAAGUAUAACUUGUAAGGUGCCAUGGGCCUGUAAGAGGGGGAUGCCUCCCACCUUCUUCUGGAUUGGGGUCGCCGUCACAUCCCUGGGCUCCAAGACUUCCAACUCCUCAGAGCUGACAUUCACCCCAGAGCCACAUCACCAUGGCACGAACCUCACCUGCCGAGUGAACUUCCCUGGAGCAGGUGUGGCCACAGAGAGUACCAUCCAGCUCAAUGUGUCCCGGUCCCUUGCUCAAGAUAAUGCAUUCCGAUUGCAAAUGAACAAGUCAGUGACAGUGCAAGAGGGUCUGUGCAUCCUCGUGCCCUGCUCCGUCUUCUACCCCCGGCGGGGCUGGAUUGACUCUGACCCAGCUCGAGGCUACUGGUUCCGGAAUGAGUCCAAUUACUUCUCCGACGCUCCAGUUGCCACAAACGACGCAGGCAGAAAAGUGCGAGAGGAGACCAAGGGCCGAUUCCACCUCGUUGGAGACCCCCGAGAUUAUAACUGCUCCCUGGACAUCAGAGACGCCAGGAUGGCAGACAAGGGAUCAUACUUCUUUAGGAUCGUCAGAGGAUCUUACGUGUUAUAUAAUUUCAAUCAUUACCAGCUCUAUGUACAUGUGACAGCCCUGACACAGACACCCAACAUCCACAUUCAGGGGACCCUCGAAUCUGGCCACCCCACAAAUAUAACUUGUAAGGUGCCAUGGGCCUGUAAGAGGGGGAUGCCUCCCACCUUCUUCUGGAUUGGGGUCGCCGUCACAUCCCUGGGCUCCAAGACUCCCAACUCCUCAGAGCUGACAUUCACCCCAGAGCCACAUCACCAUGGCACGAACCUCACCUGUCGAGUGACCUUCCCUGGAGCAGGUGUGGCCACAGAGAGUACCAUCCAGCUCAAUGUGUCCUGUGCCACCGAGCUGAACUUGACUCAUAGAGACCCUAUGCGACAGAGCAGAACUGCCCCACAGGGCUUCCAGGCUGUAAUCUUUACUGGAGCAGAUCACCAAGUCUUUCUCCCAUGGAGCUGCUGGUUUUCACUGAACAAAAGAACAGAUAAAGCAAGCAGCAAGCAAGUAGAGAUGGGGACGACAGAUGCCACACCACAUGAAGAUCACCAAGCAGCCAGUGAACAGAAGAUAGAGAAAACGACCUUCCGUCAAAGACAACAGAGAAAGAAAACCUACCUCUAGGGGCGGCCCCCUGAAUUCUAGCCUCCUAACUGUGAGAAAAUAAAUUUCUGUUUGACAAAGUCACCCACCUUCGGUAUUUCUGUUACGGCAGCACUAGAUAACUAAGUAGCAUAAGUGUUUUGAAGAAAAAUAAAGCAAGGUUAAUUAAGAGUUACGGAAUAAGCAGGAUGAAGAAGGUAGAGUAGUUUUCGUUAGAGUGGUGAAGAACCGCCUCUCAGAAGAGACAAUCUGAGACCAGCUUUUCGAGGUACCGCCUACCACUCCUGAUUGACUCAAACCCUGGGCACGUGGUGAGGGGUGAAAGGGAGGGGGUCAGUGCACUUUCAGCCCCUUGAUUGGUGAAAGAGAAGGUGGGCAGUCACUGAUUGGCUGCGACGUAGGCACUCCACGGCCUGAGGCACAGGGGGCAACUGUCGCCAGCUUCUCUGCGCCUGAGGUGGCGCAUGCUCUGUUGGCUUCCCUGGCAGAGCGUUGGGCACAGGCAUUUUGCUGCUACCGCCCAAACUGGGCUUCAAGUGAGGCAGGGCUCCCAGUUCAAUCAGGCAGGGUGCCCUCGGGCUGGGAGGCAGUCACGAGGUCGGUUAGACAGUCGUGAAGGUUUUCAGGCCUGUGAGACCUCCUCGAGCCCUGUGAUCCAAUGUGCCACUUGGUCUAACGAAGGUCAGUUCUGCAUCAGUUAGAUGGUCAUGCUGCCUGAGAACCAGUCCACGGACUAAGCAAUUCACCAGGAACCCCUCUCUAUCAGCCUGUCAGUCAGUCACCUGGUCAGCCGAAGGACAAUGAGUGGGUCACAAACGUACCAAUAAGACAACCAAGUGGUCUGUCGGUAAUCAGAUUGGUGCCCUUAGGAGUCAAAGGGUUAGUCCCCUUGUAAUCAGUUAAUCAGAUAAUCCACCCCUUAGUAGCCUCCCCUGUUAAUCGGUUCAUUAGCCUCUGCUAAGUCAGUCUGUCUCUUAAUAAAUUAAUCCCCCUAUAAGGCACUCAGUCGUUAAUCACACAGUUAUCCCAUGUGUAAGCCAGUCAGUUCCAAGGUUAGCCGUUGGUUCCCCUAAAAAAUCAGUUUUCAGUCAGCAUAAGUAGGUGGGUCAUCCCUAAGUCAGUCAUUCCCUUGGCAAGUCGGUAGAGACCUUUGCAUCACUAAUGCCCCGCGCGGGGGCGGGGUGGGGUGGAGAAUUUCCAAGGGAAUAUCCCGAUGGUGGUGUGCUGAGGACAAAGAAUACCCUGAAGCCCUUGGAAGAAGAAACAAAGGUAAAACUGAAAGGGGAAAUAACAGGAAAAGGAAAUGUAAGGGGGAGAAAAGAAAGGGUGAGUGAAGAGACAUCCGAAGAAUGCUCUUAUACAGCCUGGUUGAGGGGAGCAAGAAGAAAUUUGUGUGUCAAGCAAUAAAACCUGCUCAUAGUACAGAUGAGGAAACAAAAGGAAAGCAGAAAAGGGAAAUACUUGAAUAAAGCCAUUUGGUGAUUUACUGGCAAAGCCAGCGCCAGACCCCAGACAGGGCUUAUUCCAACAUCCAACCAAAAAAAAAAAAAAAACCCCAUUGCCGUGGAGUCCAUUCCGACUCAUAACGACCCUAUAGGACCGAGUAGAACUACCCCAUAGAGUUUCCAAGGAGCACCUGGUGCAGUCGAACUGCUGACCUUUUGGUUAGCAACCAUAGGUCUUAACCACUACACCACCAGGGUUUCCCAACACCCAACACGAGCUUUUAAAUCAGAGAAGGGGAAGGAAAAAAUUGGCAGUAUAAAAAGACAGCAGAUGUGGGGUGUGAAGAAAAGAAGCAUUGCAUUACCUGGGAGCCUGGGCAGCAUCUUUCGGACCUGUGAAGAAGGAGAAAUGGUGAUGUAUUUUGACAUGUGGAGAUUAAGAGUUGGGGUGGAGUCCUCUCAAAGGGUUCCCAUCAGGUCAUAGCUGAAGAUGCCUUUAACUCACAUUUCUGUACAGUUUACAGCUAUUUACAUGCAUAUCUUACCAACCCUGUAAGGUGGUCAGUGCAGAUUUAUUUCCAUAGUUUAUUCAUGAGGAAGUGGACUCAUAGAGCAGAGGGGACUUGACCAUGCCUACACCUCAGUUUUCAAGGCAAAAUGAGCAGACAGCUCUUUGAAGUAGAGAGGCUCCAAAGAGCUAGGUAGAGUGGCAGGAGUUGAUGUCUGAGAGAUAAAAGGAAAGGACCACAUCAUGCAGAACUUUACCUCUUAUUCCAGAUGAGACAAGUGCCUUUGGAGAGCUUUGAGCAGAGAAAGGGCAGAAUCUUAUUUCUUUAUUGAUAGGAUCCCUCUGGCUGCUGUGUGCAUAGACUGUAAGGUAACAAAGCUAAAGCAGCAAGACCAGUGAGGAGAUUAUUGCAGCAAUCUGGGUGAAAGGAUAGUGGCUUGGGCCAGGGUGGUAGCGGUGCAGGAGAUUAAAAGUGGUAUUCAGAUUGUGAAUGUAUUUUGAAAAUAAUUCCAACAGCAUUUCCUGAUAGAUGGGCUAUGAGACAUGUAGUCGUCGAAGAGGACUCUGAGGUUUUGAUUCUUGAUUUCUUCUUGAUCAUAAUUUUAUUUGGUUUAGAGACAUGUUUUUUAAGUUUUAGGUGACAGGAUUUUUCCCUUUGGAGUGGAGGAGGGUGUUUAAGCUUUUAAUAUUAAUGUUUAUCUUUACCAUAUUGCCUAGUGGCCAGAGAAAGUGGAUAGGCUUCACGAUUUCUACUUUUUUGAAAGUUGGUCUGGAGGAAGAAAAACCUGAGUUUUAAAAGUAUCUGUAAGUCCACCUGCUGAAUAAAACCAAAAAACCAAACCCGCUGCCAUUGAGUUGAUUCCGGCCCUUAGCAACCUAUGGAACAGAGUAGAACUGCCCCAUAGGGUUUCCACUGAGUGGUCGGUGGAUUCGAACUGCUGACCUUUUGGUCAGUAACCCUGACCUCUUAACCACUGUGCCACUAUGGCUGCCACUUGCUGAAUGACCCUGGGAAAAUCACUUAUUUCUCUGAGCCUCAGUUUCCACCUCUAUAAAAAGGAAAUAAUAAGAUCUAAUUUCAUAGCAAUUGUGGGAAUAAAAAAGACUAUCAUUAUGGAUUGAAUUUUGCUCCCCUAAAAUAUGUGUUGUAAAUCCUAACCUCUAUGCCUGUGGUUAUAAUCUCAUUUGAGAAUAAAUUUUCUUCAUUAUGUUAAUGAGGCAGAAUUAGUAUAGGGUGUGUUUUGAGACAAUCUCUUUUGCUAUAUAAAAGAGAUUAAACAAGCAAGCUAGCAAGCAGAGAUGGGGGAAGAGAGAUGCCAAGCCACGUGAAGAAUUCCCAAGAGCAGACAGACGCUCAGAAGAGACAAAGACCUUCCUCCAGAGCCAACAGAGAGAGAAAGCCCCCUCUGAAGCUGGCACCCUGAAUUUGGACUUCUAGCCUCCUAAACUGUGGGAAAAUAAAUUUGUUUGUUAAAGCCACCCACUUGUUGUAUUUCUGUUAUAGUAGCACUAGAUAAUAAGAUAGCCACUCAAAUGCAAACAAACAAAAGCUAUUUAUUCAGUUUUGCAAUAGCAAGGGCGUGAGCCAUCAUUGCUUGCAUUUGGCAAAGACUCAAAAGUAGGCACGGGAGUGAGAAGCUGUUAUGGUGGAAAAAAGGAAAGGAGCUUCAGAUAUUCUCUGUAUGUAUGUUGUUAUCAUGUGGUAGCUGGAGAUGAGCUAAAUAGAAGCAGGGGCAUCUUAUGUGAUUGGAUUGGGGAGCAUAUUUGACUUUCUCUGGAUGAUUCUUAGUUGGAAGCAAGGGCAAAAACAGGGAAGCUAGCACUCACUGAACAAGUCCUUACUAUUUUGGGCCAAGCUGCAGAGGUGUGGUUUGGCUUCCCCAAGCUGAUUACUGCAGAGGUUGAGCAUCAGAGUUCUAUUGUUAUAUAUGUCCUGGCCUUGUCUGUUUGUGUAUUCAGCCUCCUAGGUUCUUGGAAGAAUUAAGUGACAUAAUGUGUGUGUGUGUGUGUGUGUGUGUGUGUGUGUGUGU